CGUGGUGGCGGGCUUGGCACACGUGGUUCUUGUCUUGGCGGUGGUCAUGGUAGGUUUGGCGGUGGUCAUGGUAGGUGUGGCCGCGGCAUAGUUCGUUGUGGCCUUGGCGGUGGUGGUAGGUGUAGCGUGGUUGUGACUUUCGCCCUAUCCAGGCUGUAUAUAAUUAUUUAUCUAAUCCCAUAUAUAUUAGCUUGGCGUAUUUGUGGUCGAGGCUCGCGGCGGCACACGCGCCCGUGGAUAUAAUCAAAGCAGCAAUGUUGGACGUGAUUGUAAGUCGCUAGUGGCAGGCGAAGACUCCAUUCCGUUUCAUGGUAUCAAAAUAUCUAUAUAAAUAUGUAUUAUCAAAUCCCAUAUCUAUAUUUAUAUAUUCGUCCAUACCUAUGCUAGUCAACACCAUUGAUCCAGCAGGAACAAGACCAAGCUGCCAAGUCGACUACCGUCCAAGCCCUGAGCGGGUCCAUUGGCAACCAAGUGUCGUUGAAACAAGACGCACAAGUGAAAGAUUCCCAUCAAGUGCUGAACGAUCUAGAACCAGCGGCGGCCGUGAUCCUUCCCAACGUACUCCCUUCAUGAUUUCUGGUACCAAAUACGUUAUCUUGAUUUUGGUUAGCUCUGCUUCACUCAACUCAAAAUCAAGAUAAUGCAGUCAAUGUAUUUGGCACCAGAAAGGGGCUACCUUGGGAAGACCCCAUCAACCUCUCUGGCAUCGUCUGGGCCGUCAUGGUCAAAGGCUUCGUGCUACGUCUUGCAAGCCUGAGCAUCGAGGCCAUUGUUGUUGUGCUGGUCAAAGUUUGACUUUAACUACUGUACAAGUAAUACUAUAAGUAUGUUACAACCUUCGC
Messenger RNA from Aphanomyces astaci, 842 nucleotides. RefSeq lists its product as hypothetical. The transcript has 2 exons. Lineage: Eukaryota; Oomycota; Saprolegniomycetes; Saprolegniales; Verrucalvaceae. The record is from RefSeq and is a predicted model, not a curated record. Bases 309 to 641 code for a protein of 110 amino acids.